ACCCUGGGUAAAGCAUCAUGGCGGUCUGAAACGCAUUUUCAAGGAUUUUUGGACAAAAUUGGACAGUUUUUGUACCUUUGGAGACACACUUCAGACACCACCCAAGGACACACAGAAGGUUGUGAAAAAUGUCGGAUCACUCGAUGUCGACUCCAGGCCAAUCCCAGCACACCAGCAAUCUGGACCAAUCAGGUGACACCCUGAGCCUGAGUAGCUCCCUGAAUGACAGCACGAGUCUGUCCAUUUCCAUGUCCUCAGACCUGUCCAAACUAUCCACUCCAGGUAGCGCGCCUGUUACACCAGGUACAUCCAAGAUGACUCCGCCCCUCCCAAGGUCAACUCCCGUCUCUUCCCAGCUCACCAAACGCCGCAGCUCCUCGCGCUCCAUCAAACGGAAGAAAUUUGACGACGAACUCGUGGAGAGCAGCUUGGUGAAGACCACCAAGGUCCCAGCCCGCCCAACAACGUCUACAUUACCAGCAACACAAACCCCACACUCACAUGUCAUUACAGUUCAGCCUGAGAAGAAGAAAGUCAAGGUUUCAAAAUCAUCACAGAAAAGGGCCAAGAAACCUAAGCCAAUCCCAGUAACUAAAGACUUGGGUAGAUGGAAACCACAAGAUGAUCUACUUCUCAUCAAUGCAGUACAACAGACCUGUGACCUGAAGUCAGUUCACCUGGGGGUGAAGUUUUCCUGUAACUUUACUCAGAAGGAAGUAGAGGAGAGAUGGUACGCACUGCUGUAUGACCCAACCAUAUCCAAACUUGCAGUCCAAGCCAUGAGAAAUCUCCACCCAGAUGUAGUAGCAGCCAUCAAUGCCAAGGCACUCUACAGUAAAGAAGAGGAAAGUCUCCUGGCUAAAGUGACCUCAACCAGUCAGCCCACAGUUGACAUCUUUGCAGACCUCCUUCAGAAACAUCCAGAUGUGUUCCACCUCAGCAGAACUCCCAAGGUGCUUCACACACACUGGCUCCAAAUGAAACAGUACCACCUAUUGGCUGAUCAAACAGUUCAGCCCCUCCCACGCGGAGACCACAUCCUCAACUUCUCUGACGCUGAAGACAUGAUCAACGAUGAGGAACUCAAGGAAACAAAAGACGAAGUUCUGGAACAUGAGCUGGCGAUCUCAGACAGAAGACAGAAGCGGGAAAUCAGGUUCUUAGAACAGGAGAUUCCCAAAUGGCAGGUGUUAGUAGAUGCUGUCACAGGCAUCAGCCCACCAGACUUUGACAACCAGACAUUGGCUGUCCUGAGAGGGAGAUUGGUACGCUAUCUCAUGAGGUCACGAGAGAUAACACUAGGAAGAUCUACAAAAGACAACACCAUAGAUGUGGACCUGUCCCUGGAGGGGCCUGCCUGGAAGAUCUCCAGAAGACAAGGUGUCAUCAAACUCAAGAACAACGGAGAUUUCUUCAUCAUGAACGAGGGGAAACGGCCCAUCUAUAUCGACGGGAAACCAGUCCUCAACGGGCAGAAAUGGAAACUCAACAAUAACUCUGUAGUAGAGAUUUCGUGCUUGCGGUUCAUCUUCUUGAUCAACCAAGACUUGAUCAACGUGAUCCGAGCAGAAGCAGCGAAAAUGGCUCAGUGACAGAACACAACAUUAGCUGUUGUUGUAUAUAGAUGGAAAUAGCCUUCCCUGUAAAUGUACAUAGUAGUAUACAAUCGUUCUUGUGAAAUACUAUUUUUACUAUUAAACAUCUUCAUUAGUAAGGAUAAAAAGAACAGAAAAAGCGUGUCUCCAUGUAGUCCUUGAAAAGUCUAAGAAUUUGUGUAAAAAGUAUCAAAUUGUGUCAGUUACUAGAAUUAUGUUUGUAUGAUACAUAUACAUAAUGUCCAUUGUUCUGAGUAUUGUUUGAGUUUGUAUUUUGUUUUUUCUGCUUUAUAGAAAUGUGUUGUUUUCAAGGAAAUAAAGCAGAGAUUUAAUAUUU
Branchiostoma belcheri (Belcher's lancelet) is the source of this 1932-nucleotide messenger RNA. RefSeq names its product microspherule protein 1-like. The transcript is spliced from 13 exons. Gene Ontology annotation, molecular function: protein binding; G-quadruplex RNA binding. The record is from RefSeq and is a predicted model, not a curated record. Bases 129 to 1592 code for a protein of 487 amino acids. Gene Ontology annotation, cellular component: MLL1 complex; Ino80 complex; NSL complex. Gene Ontology annotation, biological process: positive regulation of transcription by RNA polymerase II. Lineage: Eukaryota; Metazoa; Chordata; Leptocardii; Amphioxiformes; Branchiostomatidae.